GAGAAUGGGAGAAGAACGGAGCUGCUGAGCGCCCCGGCGAACUCCUCUCCUCUCUCCUCACCUCGCUCUCACGGCCCGCCCGCCCGCCACCUGCUCGCCGCCCAGAACAUCUUCCAUCAUGGCCACCUCAGCAAGUUCCCACUUGAACAAAGGCAUCAAGCAGGUGUAUAUGUCCCUGCCUCAGGGUGAGAAAGUCCAAGCUAUGUAUAUCUGGAUUGAUGGUACUGAAGAAGGACUUCGCUGCAAGACUCGCACCCUGGACUCUGAGCCCAAGAGUGUAGAAGAGUUGCCUGAGUGGAAUUUUGAUGGCUCUAGUACUUUUCAGUCUGAAGGCUCCAAUAGUGACAUGUAUCUUGUACCUGCUGCCAUGUUUCGGGACCCCUUCCGCAAGGAUCCCAACAAGCUAGUGUUCUGUGAAGUUUUCAAGUACAACCGAAAGCCUGCAGAGACCAAUUUAAGGCACACCUGUAAACGGAUAAUGGAAAUGGUGAGCAACCAGCAUCCCUGGUUUGGAAUGGAACAGGAAUACACUCUCAUGGGCACAGAUGGUCAUCCCUUUGGUUGGCCUUCUAAUGGCUUUCCUGGUCCCCAAGGUCCAUAUUACUGUGGCGUGGGAGCAGACAAAGCCUAUGGCAGGGACAUUGUGGAAGCUCAUUACCGGGCCUGCUUGUAUGCUGGAGUCAUGAUUACGGGGACAAAUGCUGAGGUCAUGCCUGCCCAGUGGGGAUUCCAAAUAGGACCUUGUGAAGGAAUCCACAUGGGAGAUCAUCUCUGGGUGGCCCGUUUCAUCUUGCAUCGCGUAUGUGAAGACUUUGGAGUGAUAGCUACCUUUGAUCCCAAGCCCAUUCCUGGAAACUGGAAUGGUGCCGGCUGCCACACCAACUUUAGUACCAAGGCCAUGAGGGAGGAGAAUGGUCUGAAAUACAUUGAGGAGGCCAUUGAGAAACUAAGCAAGCGGCACCAGUACCACAUUCGUGCCUAUGAUCCCAAGGGGGGCCUGGACAAUGCCCGGCGCCUAACUGGAUUCCACGAAACCUCCAACAUCAACGACUUUGCUGCUGGCGUGGCCAACCGUAGUGCCAGCAUCCGCAUUCCCCGGACUGUCGGCCAGGAGAGGAGGGGUUACUUUGAAGACCGUCGCCCCUCUGCCAACUGUGACCCCUAUUCAGUGACAGAAGCCCUCAUCCGCACGUGUCUUCUCAAUGAAACCGGAGAUGAACCCUUCCAAUACAAAAACUAAAUGGACUAGACCUCAGCCUUCAAGCCCCUCCUAGUUCUGCCUCCCACUCCAACUCUUCACCCUCUGUGUUAUCCUGCUUGUCCCGAUUGUAACUCAAAGGGUGGAA
This is a messenger RNA of Marmota monax (woodchuck), 1346 nucleotides long. Its product is annotated as glutamine synthetase. Gene Ontology annotation, molecular function: glutamine synthetase activity. The coding region runs from base 119 to 1240 and encodes 373 amino acids. The transcript has a single exon. The record is from RefSeq and is a predicted model, not a curated record. Lineage: Eukaryota; Metazoa; Chordata; Mammalia; Rodentia; Sciuridae. Gene Ontology annotation, cellular component: cytoplasm.